AUGGCUUUACAAAGGAGAGGAAUCAUGACACAUCCAGUGACCUGUGCUCGAUGUGGGGAACCGGAGACUGCAGACCAUCUCUUCCCCCAUUGCCGGUUCGCGAAAAGAGUUUGGAGCAACGUACCGACGACGAGGCAACUCGACAUACAACCAACUUCUACCUUCGCGAACACACUGGAAUCAUCACCCCCCCUGAAACUCCUAGUCUUUGAGAACCGUACUCUUGACCCAAACAACAUCAUUUGCAAUUCCCUAAGACUAGCUCGCGAGUGGCAGGAGGCCCAACCGAUCAAACACAUCGAGACACGUAACCUUAGCAAUCAAAGCAUCCAUACAUCAACUUGUUUGACAACUCUGUAUACGGAUGCGUCAUGGAGAGCUCAAGACAAAACUGCAGGAUGUGGCUGGAUUAUGUACACCCCACACUCGGAGGACCCAAGACAAGGAGCUACAACAGAAUUGUUCGUCGCAACCUCCCUGAUGGUUGAGGUGCUAGCUGUGCGAGAAGCCCUAAUACAAGCCAAAGCUGCCCAUCUAUCCAAUAUCUGCCUCAAAUCAGGUAAUCAAGUGCUUAUCAAAGCUCUAAACUCGAAUCAACAUCAUGUGGAACUCUACGGAAUCAACUUGGAUAUCGAGAAACUAGCUUCAUCAUUUUCAUCUAUUGUUUUCUCUUAUGUUCCUAGAAACCUAAACUCUGCUGCAGAUGCUUUGGCAAAGUCUGCCUUGUAUGCUUUGAACAUCUAG
Molecule: messenger RNA, 744 nt
Organism: Brassica oleracea var. oleracea
Lineage: Eukaryota; Viridiplantae; Streptophyta; Magnoliopsida; Brassicales; Brassicaceae
Exons: 2
Coding region: 1-744 (247 amino acids)
Molecular function (GO): RNA-DNA hybrid ribonuclease activity; nucleic acid binding
Source: RefSeq, a predicted model, not a curated record